AUGUCGAAUGCAACUUCUAGUCUUGACAGCGGGAAUGAAGAGAUUCAACACUUAGAAAAAACAUGUAAGCUUACUGAUAGUUCAGAUUAUGAACAAAAAAAUUCACCGACACAUCAAGAAACAUCGAGUUAUUCCAUCUACGGUGUCGAUUGGAGUAAACAUGCAAAAUCGACAUCUCACUGUUGGUUACCUUAUUUACCUAAAAAGUCGUCCUCUUCACGCUUAUGUACUUGUCUUUUAUGUCAAAAUUCACAAUUGAGAUCUGAUUCGUCUUUCAUGGAAUGUCCAACUUGCUCAUUGAUUGUACACUCUACUCAUCUUUCUGAGUACACUGAAGCAAAUAAUUACUCGAAUCAGUGCUCACUUCCACCGUGUCGUCCAUCAUUCAUGGAUGAUAGUACAACAGAUGACACCACAACUUAUGAUCAACACUGUUGGUCUCCUUUAUCGAAUCUUUCCAAGCCGUGUACAUACUGUAAGAAUAAGAAGUUGAAAGCUACUUCUAAUGAUCGUCAUGAUCAAGAAACGCUAGAAACAGAAUUUGUAUGCAUGUGGUGUUCUCGACAGUGUCAUCGCCUAUGUUGGGAAAAUAUAAAAAAUGAUGCAAACAAUAACCAAUGUGAUUAUGGUGAAUUCAGUAAUAUUAUCGUUCGUCCGCAAUGGUUACACCGUGCAACGAAUAAUCCUUGCCGUUUCCAGGCCUGCAUGCCAGAAUCACCUGGUGCUAACGACAAUUUACUGGCACCUGUCAUAUUUUUCGUGAAUAAACUUUCAGGUGGUCAAAAAGGACAAGAGUUUUAUCGAACACUAGUUCGUUUACUCAAUCCACGCCAAGUCUUUCUACUCGAAAAUGAUUCGACUGUCAUGCAAGCUCUAGAAAUUUACUCAUCUCUUCAUAAUGCACGUGUUUGUAUAUGUGGCGGUGACGGAACAGUUGGAUGGAUACUGAGUCAUCUUGUAGACAGAUUUCCGUCUUUAACUAAUCUUCCAGCUGGUAUUUGUCCACUGGGCACAGGUAAUGAUCUGUCACGUGUACUCGGUUGGGGAAAUGAGUACACUUCUGCGCGACUAUUCAAAACACUGACUCAAAUAGCUCGUGCACAUCCGGUUGCACUCGAUCGUUGGAAAAUUCAUCUCGAGACUUUGGAUCCUAAUGCAUCGGAUGCUGAAUUUGGAACUAUACAUCGUAGUCGUUUUUCAUUCAGAGAGCAUCCAAAGUUCAUUCGUAAUGCGGAAUUGCCAGUGUAUGAUAAUCAUCGUACACCGAUCAAUUCGUUCUUUUUCAAUUAUAUCAGCUUUGGAUUAGAUGCAGCUGUUGUUAUGGAUUUUCAUGCUCGUCGUACGCGUGAUCCAUCGGAAUUUACAUCCCCGUUCAAAAAUAAACUCAUGUUUAUAAAUGAAAGUCGCAAAUAUUUCAAUGAAUUUGCUUUUGGAAUCGCAUGGAACAUAGGUUCGUAUAUCCGUUUGAUAUGUGAUGGGCAAGAUCUAACGAAUACAAUACGAAACUAUCAUUCGGUUGUCUUACUCAAUACUCCAGGCUUUGGUUCUGGUACACAGCCAUGGGGUCGAACAUCGACAACAACCGCAGUCAAUGAUUUCGAAGCACAAGAUUUCAGCGACAGGAUGAUUGAAGUACUUGCGUUGAAUACCACACAAAUGGCUUUAAUACAUGUUGGUUUUCGUGGUACUCGGAUAGCUCAAUGUCGUCAAGUACGUGUCGAACUUAGCCAUCCCAUGCCAGUACAUAUGGAUGGUGAGCCCUUUUAUCUUGCUGGCUCGACCGCUGUCGAUAUUACUCAUGCCGGUCAGGAACAAUCACAUUUUGAGCUUGUUGUCAUAUUUUUGGCAGUGAUUUUGUUUUGCAAUGGAAAGUGGAGUGCUCAACUUUGCUAA
Adineta ricciae is the source of this 1893-nucleotide messenger RNA. NCBI's taxonomy places the organism in Eukaryota, Metazoa, Rotifera, Eurotatoria, Adinetida, Adinetidae. The record is from the annotation of a GenBank genome assembly.